Molecule: messenger RNA, 3208 nt
Organism: Xylona heveae TC161
Lineage: Eukaryota; Fungi; Ascomycota; Xylonomycetes; Xylonales; Xylonaceae
Exons: 5
Coding region: 161-2776 (871 amino acids)
Source: RefSeq, a predicted model, not a curated record
CUUUCACCUCAAAUCCAGACAUCUUGGUCUUGGGGAAAUAUCGAAGGAGGGCUGUACUUCGAGGUCAUACAUCUGGAGAGCAUUCCAGGGAUGCUGUAUUCUUGUUUGUGCUAGCUAGAUCCAACACGUCAAAGUAGCUCUGUCUCUAUCAGCUCUGACCAUGGCGACGACUCAAUUUUCUACCACUAUCCAAGAUGACGAUAUGGAGAUAUCGUCUGACAUUGAUCAUCGACCGGGCAUGGACGAGGACAUAGAUAUUGAUCUGGACCUUACCGAUGGCAGAACUGAGGAUCAGGAUGACGACUACAACAUCAGAGAUGCGAGUCUGGAGCCAGCAGGCAUUGAAACGGAUUCAACAGCUGCCAUGAAUGACGAUAUAAUGUUGGAUGAAGAAAACGUUAUGCAGGAUGAUGGCCAUGUUCAAGAUGAAGAAAUUUUCGACGUCAAUGACACGACAGAACAUGUCGAAAUAAAAGAUUUUGCAAUCCCAGAUCAACUUGACGCAACUCGGAACGACCAAUUUGGGACAUCAGUUGAAGAGAUGGGGACUUCAAGUGCGCCAGUGUCAAAUGCUUUGAACGUGGAUACAGAACCUGAUCCUGGCAUUUUAAAUUCGAUUAGUCAAGAAAAUCCACCAGAGUCAACACUCCUGACUCCUAAUGAGAAUGGGUCCGAACAUAAUCAAGUGGUUUCUGGCUCCGUCAAGGACAGUUUGCCACUCGCAGCCGAGGAACGCCGUUCCAUUGAUCGAGUCGAAGAGGUCGAUGACACGCAAAGGGAGACAGAUGACCAAAAAGACUCUGGUGAAAGCGAAGAAACCCGCGACUUGCAAGUGAACAGUCUGAACAGUCAACAUCCAAUAAGCCCCCAGGCAAGAGAGCAGGUUGAAUCGCAUUCUGGACAACCGGACGCAGAAUCCCUCAUCCAAUAUCAUCCUGUUGUCCUGGUCUACCAGGGAAGCGAGAUGUCACUGUUCCCUCCUACAGUCGAAGACGCUGCAGACACAUUUCUCUUGGAGGAUCAUGAACUUGUUCAUCAAAGCUUCCAAGAACUUCUGAAAGCUUGUAGAUCUGUUUUGGCCGACAGCAUUAGUGAAGAGGAUGAGUUGGAGAUCAACAUUGACGAUCUUGGGCUGUCCCUUAACGAGGAUUCAAUUCAUACCAAACGCACUAGCUUAUUCCGAAUCUUGGAGGUCUAUAUACAGUUAUUGCAGCAUGAUGGCGUGGAGCAUCCUGAUCCUCUGUACAUGACAUUGAGCACCAGAGUCAGAUUUUCCAAGCGGCUUGAUGAUUUGGUCCAUGCUGUAUCAGAGGGAAAGGGUCUUUCUCAGCUGCCUUUCUGGACGCAGCUUUCUGGCGACGAGGACUACGAGGGUGACGAGAAUGACGAGCCAGAAACAGAACAUGAGGCUGAGGUUCGCACUCAUGUAGUCUCCGACGAGGCGGCUUCAGAGACAGGCGCUGCAAAAGUGCAGGAUCUCAGGAAGCCGCCCUCCACUCAACCUUCUACUUUGGCAAUUGACUUGCAGUCUGCCGAAGUCGAGGCCCCCAUUUUGCAGGAAACCUCCAAGCCUGCCACAUCAGGAGGAGAGCAGGAAGGGCAAGAAGAGCAAGCAGACGGUGUGGAAGAAAAUGGAGAAGAAAAGGUCGGAGCACGGGAGGUGAACUCCACGGCCCAUGCUGAAGCAUCUGAACACCCUCAUUCAGCUGACGACGAGGGCCCUGCGAAAGAUGACAGCCAAGAACAAUAUGAGACAGGAGAUGAGCUUACGGGUCACGAUAAAACUGCAGUGCAGGAUAAUCCCACAAAUGAGCUUCAAGGCCACGCUCAUUCAGAACAUCAAGGUUUGGACUUACCUGCUGAGGAUCAAAAUGCCAGCGGCGCGUCUACACUUUCAGCGGAUAAAGAAGAAAGGCUCAACGACUCAAAUAUUAACGCCGAAGGCGCCGAAUCUCAUACAUCUUAUGCACAAACGAUACAGCAACCCUAUUCUCUGUCCGAGGCGGAUGCGGUUCAUUUUAUCUCCGAGGAUGCUGCGAAACUAUCCAAAGAACCAGAAUCCGAUGAACAUGUUCAAAAGCAAGACAUUGAGUCUCGCCCUGGACAAGGAUCUUCUCUUGCAAACGGACAAGACCACGAUGACCUCGGUCAUGCCAACAAUCUUCCACAAGGAACCCCCCAAACCACUCCUUUAGAAAUUCCGGACGACCAAGCCAACGAUCUAGAAGAGGGCUAUUCUGCCAGUCCUCGUCAAGAAGAUAGGGAACCAGAAAAAGAACAGCCGGAAUAUACCGGGGAUGCUCAAGCUCAAAACGAUGAAGAAGCAGAGGAAAGCUGGGACAUUAAUGUUUCCUAUCCGGAAGAAAUAAUUUUGCCUGCUGGGUUUGACAAGGCUGAAGACAAACCAGGCCUUGGCACACCCCUCAGUGAGGACAAUGAAGAAACGGAGGGAGACCAGCAGAUCUUUGAGCCAGUCGAAGGGGACGACGAGUCUGGUCCAGCUGUUGGUGAAGUCUCCGAUACCGCUGCACCUGUCCUGGUCCACGAGCAUGAAGACGAGGUUGGAGAUGACGAAGAUGAGAUAAAUUAUGAUGACAUUGAGAAUGGCAUCAGUGAUGAUGUCGAUGAACCACGCGCCGAUGAAGUUGACUCAGCUUAUGCUGAAGUAGAGACGGUGACCAUGAAGCGUGGCCGCCCAGAUGACGAGGAUGGGGAAGUGAAUGAGGAUGAAAGCCAAGGCGAGUCCAAGCGCUUCCGCUCAGCCUCGAGGGAAUAGGGACUUUCGGUAUCGCCCUUCAGUCACCGUUUCCGUCCCAUCUCUAACGCCCUCUUCCUCAUGAUCCCUGAUUUUCGCGGACGAUUUGCUCUACCCCCAUUUAGAAAGUUUUCGUCUAGCGCCUUCGAUGGACAUCUACCGGUGCUCGUCCUCCCUGAAGAGGCAUUCAGCCCUCACUGGUUGAGCCAGCGGAUGCAGGUCCAAAGCGAUCUUCAAUAGUUGGGUUCAGGCCCACCUCAGUACUUGCGCAUUUUUUUUUCCCCCAGUGGCCGAUUUGCUUUAAGGGUAUACCCUCUGAUGCUUGGUAGGUAUCUGCGGCUCUCAAGCCGGCUACAGUAAGUCUUGCAUAUCUCGUGCAUUUUCAUUAUGGUUUCUCUACGUUCUCAAAAGCGAUGCGAUCAUUCAUCCCCUCAAAUUACCUCAAAUAGUUUU